This is a messenger RNA of Teleopsis dalmanni, 1462 nucleotides long. RefSeq lists its product as uncharacterized. Bases 1 to 1389 code for a protein of 462 amino acids. The transcript is spliced from 4 exons. Lineage: Eukaryota; Metazoa; Arthropoda; Insecta; Diptera; Diopsidae. The record is from RefSeq and is a predicted model, not a curated record.
AUGAGAUUCCAAAUAGCGCUUCUCUGCACUUUACUCGCUUGUCUCGCUACAAGCAACUUAAUUGAGGCGAAAAAUGUUUAUAGACGCGCAGAUAAAAUAUCAGAACAUUUUAAACAAAUCAACUUGGCAGAGGAUGAAAUCGAUCCAAAUGUAGCGCCAGAACCACCAAAAAUUGAGCAUGUAGAAACUGAAGAUAUAGAAGAUAUUACAGGAACUGCACAACCAGAAGAUGAAAUAAUUGAUGAAGCUGCAUUGGAAGCACUAAACAACGCAGAUACGUCGGCUAACGAAAUUAUUAGUACAAAUGGUAAUGAAGUAGAACCAGUAGCAGCUCCAGCUGCAGCAGUAGUGCCAACUGCAGCACCUGUUUCCAGUACUAGUCCUGCUAUUUCUAGUACCACUCCGGUAAAAAAUGAGGAUGAUCCCAGUACUAUUAGCAAAUAUUGCAAAUGUUCAGAUACGCACUGUGACUGUUGUCGUACUUUCGGUUUGCCAUUGAUUCCAAUUCGUGGUCCUGGUUGUGCAAAAAUUACAUAUUUAGGUGAUGAAAAAAUGUCAGUCUCCAUAAAAUAUGGCGAUGUUACCUUGGCUACAAGAACGAUUUCUGGUAAGAAAGCUAAGCCUAUUUGUGUGGGAUUACCUGGUGGCUAUUCAAAGUUCUGUGGACGUGUGUAUGGUCUUUCGAAAUCUAAAGAAAAUUUCAAAGCUUGCUUAGGAUUUGAAUUGCGUGCAGAAGAUGAAAUUGAGGCUGCAUUGCGUGUAUCGUGUUUCAAAUUUGGACCGGAAGGUUUAAGAGUAGCUGAAGCUGAGCCAUUGCCAAGUGAAGUAAACAAAGGCGAAGACGAUGAUGAUGAUGACAUUUUCGGCUUUGGAGCUGGUGGUGAUGAUGACGAUGAUGAUUAUGAUGCCGAUGAAGAUGAAGAAGAUGAUGAAGACGAUACUGAUACUGAUGCUGACACUGACGAUGAAGAAGAAUAUGGUGAUGAUACCCAAGAGGCACCCGAAGAUGCUGAUUAUGGUGGAUUCAGUCUGGGUGGGCUAUUAGAUGAAUUAGAUGAUGAUGAAGAUGAAGUUAAACCAACGGUUGCCAAGCCAGUAGCUACACCAGCUGUUGAUCAAACACGCACCGUUCAAGCUGGCAAAGAAAAGAUACAAAGUAAGGAAGAUAAGGGCUCAGAAGCAGCACCUGCAGAAGGUAGUGGUGUAAGUGCUGUAGAAGAAGCAAUCGCUUCAGUUGUAACACCCGCCACACCCGAAGCCGUUGCUGCAGAAACAACAAAAAAGGGUAAAACGAAAAAAGCCAAAAAGAAUAAGAAGAAGAAAGCCGCCUCUGCCGAGAGUGAUUUUGCCUAUGAAUUCCUGAAGGGCAUACUGGAUUUUUUCGAGUGAGCUUGCAAAGUGAAUAUGCAAGCAUGUUGGGAAAUAGUGUAAAUACGGUGUACUAAAGCGUCUAUUAGGUGCU